Molecule: messenger RNA, 1128 nt
Organism: Pimephales promelas (fathead minnow)
Lineage: Eukaryota; Metazoa; Chordata; Actinopteri; Cypriniformes; Leuciscidae
Gene: tvp23b
Product: trans-golgi network vesicle protein 23 homolog B (S. cerevisiae)
Biological process (GO): vesicle-mediated transport; protein secretion
Cellular component (GO): Golgi membrane
Source: RefSeq, a predicted model, not a curated record
GUCCUUACAGAUCCGGAAGUGACGUGUCGUGGAACAUCAGCAGCAACAUUCCAAGACAGUCACAAUAAUGAGGCUGGACCCGAAUGAGGAUGAUGAUGUGUCUUUAUUUGAUGCUGAGGAAGAUUCAGCCACAAGAAAGAACAAAAUCAAGCAUCCGCUGGCCUCCUUCUUCCACCUGUUCUUCCGGGUCAGUGCGAUUCUGGUCUACCUGUUGUGCGGUUUAGUUGGCGGAAGCUUCAUCGCCUGUAUGGUCACCAUCAUCCUCCUCCUGUCAUGUGACUUCUGGACUGUGAAGAAUAUCACAGGGCGUCUGAUGGUGGGUCUGCGCUGGUGGAAUCAAGUGGAUGACGAUGGAAAAAGUCAUUGGGUGUUUGAGUCCAGAAAGGCCAGUGGGACUCAGUCCUCCGCAUCACGAACCUCAAACGCAGAGUCUCGUAUCUUCUGGCUGGGUCUGAUCAUCUGCCCCGUCAUCUGGGUCAUUUUAGCUUUCUCUACGCUCAUCUCCUUCAAGAUAAAAUGGCUGGCGGUGGUGAUUAUGGGGGUGGUGUUACAGGGAGCCAACCUCUAUGGAUAUGUGCGCUGUAAAGUAGGAGCCAGAACAAACCUGAAGAGCAUGGCAACCAAUUACUUUGGACGGCAGUUUCUGAAGCAGGCUUUCACAAAACAGGAGGAAUCUUAGGAAGGAACGUCUGACCUCCUGAAUUCACACACCGAUGAACUUUUAACAUGUUCAUUUUUAAAACUGAUUCAAAUGAAGUUGAGGGAAAUGGUUACUUGGUUAGCGUAUUUGUGUUAUUAGUUUUCUACAAUGUGUCAACUACAACCUGUUAAAUAAUGUGUUUCACUUUUAAAAAUGCAUUUAACUUAAUAGUUUUUUCUUUUAAGUAGCUAACUAACUUAAAUAAUAAAGAGUUUGUGUUUUGUUUUAAAAUAUUGCAUACAUAAAUAUAUAAAUAUAAUAAAACAUGCAUUAUCCUUGGCACAAAAAAAACAGAUGUACAUAUUUAUAUACUGCUGUAAAUUAUUAUUUUUUGGGGGGGAUUGUAUAAUUUCUCUAGUUGAUGAUUGAGUGAUUGUAUCUCAUGUUCAGUAAAUUCAAGAAAUAAAUAAGUUUUGGGUAAAACUGGA